GCUGGCUGUUGCCCGUGACUUGUUCUGUGAUGCUGAAUUGGGUCGCAAUAACAUGCUGAGAAGGAACGUUUGAGGACACCACUGAAGCAACUACGAUUCAAAUUAUCGCUUAUCGACCACGGUACAAACACUAAAAGCUUAAAUAAAAAUUGACAGAUAACAUUUGAAAUUUACCCAAAUCGUCUCAUCAAACUCCAACCAUGAAGAAGACUGAGAACAUGAUGCGCGAUCUGGAGGACUACUUCCGUAUCCGGUUCGAGAACAAGAUCGCGAUCCGCCCGCGGCGCGAAGACUGUCACCUGGCGGCUGCCACGCGGCUGCUGGCGCGCAAACAGGAGCUGGCAGAGGUGGAGACAGAGCUGCGACGCUGCAAGGCCAACUACAAACAGCGCAUGCAGGAGAUCUCUGAGGAGCGCGAUGUGCUGGAGCAGCGAGACAAAGCGCUCAAAACGUCACUGCUCAAAUUCGACAAGUUCCUGGCGGAGAACGACUCGAAACGCUACCGAGCUCUGAAGAAGGUCGAGGAGGAGCGAGAUCUGCAGCAUGUCAAGGAUCGUGAGAUCGCGAGGCUGACGGAGGACCUGCAGAAACUGAAUGACUCGAAGGCGCUGAUCCAGGAGCGGGUGGACGGCAACAAGCCGUUCCAGGAUUUCAUGGAACGUGCGGUGGAAUCGACUGAGGACUUUGAGGAGGUGCACGACAUCAUGAACCGGUACGACAUCCUGUUCGCCACCAAGCAGCAUCUGAUGACCAACGAGCAGGCCAACCAGGACCUGGUGGAGGCGGCGCGCAUGGAUCUCAUCGCCUACUCGGAGGACCGCAACACUGAGAUCCUGGGCCUCAACAACCGGCUGUCGGAGCUGCAGACGCGCUACGACCGCGCCCAGCAGGCAGUCGUCAGCUGGGAGAACACCUGGACCAGAAUCAAAAACACCGCCGCCAAAAAGACGCUGCUACUGGGCCAGGUGAAGAUGGCCAUCCACAACCUGUACCAGCUGUGCAACCGGUACCACCAGGCGCGCAGCCUGGGGCCCGAGGAGGCGGUGGCCUGUCACGAGCCGACCACCCAGCUGGGACGGGUGCGCGAGGUGCUUAUGGACCUGCUGUUCAUCACGACGGAGUGUCGGCGCGCCGAGCAGGCACUUCAGCAGGAGACGGCCGCCCAGGCCAGCUACUGAGCCCAACUACUGAGCCGUCCCUCAGAUGCGGGCAAUGCGAAACUGCUGAAUGGUCCAACCGGGCUCUCGGACACGGGCUCUCUCCUGAACCAACCCGAACGGUCUGUGACCGAACGGCCCGGCGCCGAACUGAGUUACCAGCGGCUGCCGGCCGCCCGACUCGUGGGACGGCGCUGCAGGUCUGCUGAAUGCGCAAACCAUCAUACAAUGCCGGCCAUGUGGUCAAUAAGGAAGCAGCUCACAGUGCUGGAUAAUUGUUGUGCUCAUGGACUGGUUUGGGUGUGCGAGAGCCAUAGCAUGCUUCGAGAAUGCUGCUCCCUGCUGUCGCUAUAGCCAGCUUUUACUACUAGAGAUAAUAAGAUUGUAUGCAAGUGCAUAAACGGCAAUGUUGCGCGGUCUGCCUAGAGCCCUGGCCGCCCUUUCAUAUUGUCAUGUAACGAAUAAAUAACACGAACGAA
Amphibalanus amphitrite is the source of this 1636-nucleotide messenger RNA. RefSeq names its product coiled-coil domain-containing protein 42 homolog. The record is from RefSeq and is a predicted model, not a curated record. The coding region runs from base 201 to 1178 and encodes 325 amino acids. The transcript has a single exon. Lineage: Eukaryota; Metazoa; Arthropoda; Thecostraca; Balanomorpha; Balanidae.